UGUCUGCGCCCAUGAACAUGUACUGUCGGUGGCUUUAUCGCUAAAAGCGGCGUUUUUGUGGAUGGAAUGAUUUAGUAUCUCAUAAAAAUAAAGUGGAAAUCAUUUUUAAAAUUUAAGUACAUGACAGCAGUACAAUUGAGAAUGGAAAGAUUCCCUAAAGGAAGGAAUUAUCCACAUGGAUCUAAAGGCCGAGUAAAACCUGUCCACAACUUCCAUAAAAAGUACUUGGGAAACACUGCGGAAGGCCAAGGAUUUGCAGACAAGACUAAGAAAAAGGCAUUCUACCAAUACAAGAAACUCCAAGCAAAGGAGCAUGCUAAAUCCAAAUGUGCUAAACCUGUCACAUAUGUGAAAACUACAGAGAAUGUAAAGAAGAAAAAGGUUGAUGCUUUUAAGCAAGCAGAAAAACAGUUCCAAAAACGAAAACAUGAAAAGGAAAUCCAACACAAAGAGAUGAUCAAAAAGAGGAAAGAAAGGGACAUUGCAUUAAAACAGUAUUCAGAAAAGAAGCAAGUUAAACAUAAAAAGCUGUGCAAAAGGACUUACAAAGGUCAGCCAGUAAUGGCUAACCAAAUGGAUCUUUUAUUGAAAAAAAUUGAAGCUCAAGCAAAGUAACUUACAUACUUUGUUGAAACAAUGUGAAUUAAUAGAACAGCAGCUCAUAUUUAGAAAUUUUUUACCAAACAAUUGCACUUUACUUUAACAGUACCAAAAUAUUUCGAGUUGACAGUCCUGUCAACCAUUUCAGCUAGUACAUAUCUGAAUUGUUCCUAUCUUGGGCAUAGUUUAAAGAAAGGAUGAUAUUGCUUGACAAUGAAAGCCAUACCCAUAAAGGACUUCCAUUGGUUACCAGUUCAACCAUGAUAUACAGUACAGUAUUGCUACUUGUUUUGAAAGUGCCUAACUUUAUGCCGUGACAUGGUACUGUCACUGAGAAUAAAUUAUUCUUUUAUUAACUAUACCAUAAAACUUGGUCUUCAUAAUCUCCAAAAAAUCUGUUGCUUCUUCAAAUUUCAUAUUUGAUGCCUGAAAAUACAUUGAAAAUUCAUUAAAGCAUUUAAAGCUACUGAAAUAGUUAUGUUGGAGAGAUGGAGAUUAAAAAAUUGAUAUAGUACAUUUGAUAGAUGUAAAUAAAUUAGUUAUCUAGGAACGCUCAGUUUUUUGUCAAUAAAAAUAAAAUAUCACUCCAAACA
Lingula anatina is the source of this 1193-nucleotide messenger RNA. Its product is annotated as thyroid transcription factor 1-associated protein 26 homolog. The record is from RefSeq and is a predicted model, not a curated record. NCBI's taxonomy places the organism in Eukaryota, Metazoa, Brachiopoda, Lingulata, Lingulida, Lingulidae.